Molecule: messenger RNA, 1326 nt
Organism: Acanthochromis polyacanthus (spiny chromis)
Lineage: Eukaryota; Metazoa; Chordata; Actinopteri; Pomacentridae
Gene: cnfn
Product: cornifelin
Exons: 4
Coding region: 159-509 (116 amino acids)
Cellular component (GO): cornified envelope
Source: RefSeq, a predicted model, not a curated record
UGGAGCACCAUAGAAACUGGGCUCCAGCCUACAACUGAUGUCACGUUACAUAUAAGAGCUGUGGCCAUACUCUUGAUCCUCCUGUUUGUGGAGAAAGCCGGUAACCAUCAUCAACUUAAGAUCACAUUUUAAGGAGCCGCACACUAACCUCUGCAGCCAUGGAAUUCCAGUCAACUGCGAUAAACUCUCAGCCUCAGGUCACAGUCACACAGUACACUGUGUCCUCAGGAUCAUCGGAAUGGAGUUCAAACGUGUGCGACUGCUGUGAAGACUGCGGCAUUUGUCUUUGUGCAACAUUCGUUCCCUGUAUCCUGGCCUGUAAGGUGGCUCAGGAUAACGAUGAGAGUUGCUGUUUGCCCUUUUUGCCCGGCGCCAUGAUUGCUUUAAGGACAAGUAUCCGCAACAGAUACCGCAUUGGAGGUUCAGUUUGUGAUGACUGGGUAGUCAUGGCGUGUCUGCCGCUGUGUGGACUGUGUCAAAUGGCACGGGAGCAGAAGAUGAGGGGAUGAAAACGAGGGACAAAGCAAGACGAUAUGUGGAAAUUUGACACUUUACACAAUUUCUGUUUAUGAAAUAAAAUUUUGAAAUUUACUGGCAUGACCAUAAUUAGGUAUGUAAUUGCCUAAAAAAGUAAGAAUAACAGCCUGAUAAUGAAACCUAGCUGCCAAUUUAUUUUGUUUUAGUAUCCUAUAAUGUUAUUGUAUACUAGUGAAGAAUUCAAGAGGUUUAUUGUCAUAUGCACAGAAAACUAGACAGCUAAACUGUACAGUAAAAUUCUUGCAUUGCUGAUCCUUUCUUAACCAACUGUACAUAAUGUAGAAAAAAUAUUAUACAUUCUGUAUAUACUUAUAUAUACAUUGUAUACAUAUUUCAAAGUAUUUGAAAUGUGAGCAGCAUGUUAGAGAGUUGGAACCAGGCUAAAUAUUUGCGAUCUUUCAUCAAAGGUUAAACAGCGACACACUGUGCUGAAACUGUGUUAAUGCAAGGAACCAAUAAAAAAAAGACUGAAGAAGGAACUGCUCAAGUUUACAGCAACAAUGACUUUUCUUGAACAGUGAAUGAACAAGUCAAUAGUGAUGAAUUCAACCAUUAUUUAUUUUAGAAAGUAAUACUGUUUUUUCAUACGAUAUAAUUCAGUAAUAUGUGUGCGUUGUGUAUGCAUGUAAUAUUCUGUAAAAGUCUCAGAUGUUUAACUGACUGAUGUAAAUUCACUCAAGCGACAGUAUUUCAAUGAAACCACAUUCAGUUGUGUUGACAAUGAACUUUUUCAAAAUGCCUGAGCUGCAAAAAAAACCCAAAACAUUAAAAUGAGAAGUACGGGUUGAA